CUGGCAGCGCAUGCGCUGAGCUGUGGGCCGGAGAGUUGUCGGCUGGGAAAUGGCGGCCGCGGGCUUGGUCGCUGUGGCCACGGCUGCAGAGUACUCUGGCCCUGUAGCGUCGGGAGGUAACCUCUCCGGUGUUAACUGCGGCCCAAGCUCCGGAGCAGGUACUGGUCCUGGCCCGGGUUCGUGGAGCCGCUCCCUCGAUCGAGCGCUAGAGGAGGCGGCUGUGACCGGGGUGCUGAGCCUGAGCGGCCGGAAACUGAGGGAGUUUCCCCGGGGAGCGGCCAACCAUGACCUGACGGACACCACCCGGGCGGAUCUGUCACGAAAUCGCCUCUCAGAAAUUCCCAUAGAAGCAUGUCAUUUCGUUUCUCUUGAGAAUCUCAACUUAUACCAAAAUUGUAUUCGGUAUAUACCAGAAGCAAUUCUAAACCUACAAGCUCUAACAUUCUUAAAUAUUAGUCGGAACCAGCUGUCAACAUUGCCAGUACAUUUGUGUAAUUUACCAUUGAAAGUGUUAAUUGCUAGUAAUAACAAAUUGGUGUCACUUCCAGAGGAAAUUGGACAUCUGAGACAUUUAACAGAACUUGAUGUGAGCUGCAAUGAAAUUCAAACAAUACCUUCCCAAGUUGGUAAUUUGGAGGCCCUAAGAGACCUUAACGUCAGAAGAAAUCACUUAUUACGUUUGCCUGAAGAGCUGGCAGAGUUGCCUUUGAUACGGUUCGACUUCUCCUGCAAUAAAAUUACAACAAUCCCCGUUUGUUAUCGGAACCUCAGGCACCUACAGAUGAUCACCCUAGAUAACAAUCCACUACAGUCUCCUCCUGCACAGAUAUGUAUAAAAGGCAAAGUCCACAUAUUUAAGUACCUGAACAUACAGGCUUGUAAGAUUGCUCCAGAUCUGCCAGAUUAUGAUAGGAGACCCUUGGGUUUUGGCUCCUGCCAUGAAGAAAUGUACUCAGGACGCCCUUAUGGAGCCCUUGAUUCAGGUUUCAAUAGUGUGGACAGUGGUGAUAAGAGAUGGUCAGGAAAUGAACCUACAGAUGAAUUUUCAGAUCUGCCUCUUCGAGUAGCAGAAAUUACUAAAGAACAAAGACUACGAAGAGAAAGCCAGUACCAGGAGAAUCGCAGCAGUUUAGUAGUAACAAAUGGUGGAGUGGAACAUGAUCUGGAUCAGAUCGACUACAUCGACAGCUGUACUGCAGAGGAGGAAGAAGAUGAGAUGAGACAGCCCAAGGGCCUGGACUCAGACAGCCUCAGUUCCCAGUUUAUGGCAUAUAUUGAACAACGGCGAAUCUCUCAUGAGGGUUCACCCAUAAAGCCAGUACCUCUGAGGGAGUUUCAAAAAACAGAAGACAUGAGAAGAUAUUCACAUCAAAACAGGGUUUCAUCUGAGCCAUCUUCUCUCAUGUCACUGUCACCAAGUCACAGUCAGUUAUCACAUGCAGACUUGGAAAUUCUUCGGAGAAGAGAACAAUUAGUAGAGCGUACUCGGAGAGAGGCACAGCUUGCGGCCCUACAGUAUGAGGAAGAGAAAAUAAGGACCAAGCAAAUUCAAAGAGAUGCUGUCCUGGACUUUGUCAAGCACAAAGCAUCACAAAGUCCACAAAAACAGCAAUCCCCCUUAGAUGGUGAGUGUCCCUUCCCAUCCAGAAGGUCUCAGCACACUGAUGAUAGUGCCUUGUUAGUGUCGCUGUCAGGGUUGAAUCAAGUGGGCUGUGCUGCUACCCUGCCUCAUUCUUCUGCCUUCAUGCUUCUUAAGAACGAUGACAGAUCUAAUACCAUAUCAAGUUCACCUACAACAGAAACAGUUCAUCAUUCCCCUGCAUAUUCUUUUCCUGCUGCUAUUCAGAGAAACCAGGCCCAGCGCCCUGAAAGCUUCCUUUACCGAGCAGCUGUCAGGGCAGAAGCAAAUAAAGGUCAUGCUUCACCCCUUCUUUCAUCUUCUGCACCUCCCACUGACUCUGCAGAUCCCAUAACAAGACCCAAUUCAAGACAGAGAGAAGAAGAGCUGGAAUUAAUGGAUCAACUACGGAAACAUAUUGAGUACCGGUUGAAAGUAUCACUGCCUUGUGAUCUGGGAGCAGCUCUAACCGAUGGUGUUGUUCUUUGCCAUUUGGCCAAUCAUGUGCGGCCUCGAUCUGUCCCAAGCAUCCAUGUCCCCUCACCAGCUGUACCUAAAUUAACAAUGGCAAAAUGCAGGCGGAAUGUGGAGAAUUUCCUAGAAGCUUGCAGAAAAAUUGGUGUACCUCAGGAGCAAUUAUGUUUGCCUCUCCACAUUUUAGAAGAGAAAGGUUUGAGCCAGGUUGCGGUGACGGUCCAGGCUCUCCUGGCACUUGCCCCCCCCAAGCAGCAGCACCCGUCAUCUGCUGUGUAAGGACCCCCAGCACCUGGGCGUUGGCCUGGCCAAACCGGAGCAGGACGCGAUUGCUGCUGCCAGCCAUCUGCUUAAACAAAGCUCUUAAGUGUUCUUAAAAAGGACUGUUUCCAUGAUUCCUAACAGGAAUAUUUUGCUUCAUGCCUCCAUUUUAGGGGAGGUUAUAUUCGUUUCCAUUGAACUGUUUAGGAAGACACGGUUGGUUUUCACAAAUGAAACUUAAUUCUGUCAUUACUGAGAACGCAACACUGAAGCCUAAACUGGCUGUGCUUUCCUAGAAAGUAGGCUUGUCUCACAUACCAGAAAGAAACUCCUCAAAAGGCUAUUUAGCUCCCCUGAAAGCACAGACAUGCUAUUAUCUUUACCUGUUUCCUGUUUCUGGAGUCCUCUGGUUUCCAAAACUGGCUGUUCAUUAGAAUCUCCUGGAGCAUUUGUUAAAAUGCAGAGUCUCAUUUGGUAGGUCUAAAGCGAGGCCUGGGUAUCUGCAUUUUCAACAGAUGUGGUAGAGACCACUGUCUCAAUCUAGAUAUUUGUAUGAUGUGGGGAGUAAUGACUCCACUCUGUCAGCCACAUUUAAAAUCAGAAGCUAUAUAUUAAGAUUAUUUGGACUGUCUGUGCAAGGCAAGACAAAAAUAACAGAACUGGGUUUUUUGGACAAAAUACUUAUGUCCAGGCAGAACAAAUAUAAUGUAGAAGGCCUAGAUUUUUAUGUAGUAAAACCAUUUCAGAGAGUUAAGUUGUAUAUAAGGCCAGAGUCAUAGGCCACCCCCCUACGCAGGCUGGCCACCACCACUUAAAGCUUGGUUCUGUGUGACAUCCUGCUAUUCUCCACACUUUAUAAACAGCACUCUCCACACAGGUUCCAAAUCCUUAGGCUGGUAACAGGCACUACUCACCAUUUGCAUUGAGCCCUCCCAUCCUCUUCCCCCUAUGCUGCUCCCGGGAUACCUGGACCUGCACGCACCUUCCACCCACAGCAGAAUACACUUCCGGCUCCCUGACUAAUGGAAGAUUAUGAAAACAAAGCAAAGGAAAUAAAGGAAAAACCAAGUUUCUUAAUUUCUUUCAGGUAACAGCUGGUUUCCGUGGCUGAAUCAAGCCAGUUUCCGUGGCUGAAUCAAGCCACUUGUGGCAUCUUAAAAAACAGCGUGCUGUGUAUCUAGUUCAUCUAACUCUACCACUCGUGCCUUCUUUACUCAAUCAUGGGCCAAGUGAAAGGGCCCAAGAUCUCAUGUAACAAAGCUGGGAGCCUUUGUUCAGGUUUAAGCCACUAGGGUCUUUCUUACCCUGUAUUUUGAACCCCUUUUAGUUGUCAGCAUAUCUUUUGGUAUUCACUGCCUUUAUAAACCGGGUAAAUAGACUUAGUGAAGAUACUAGUUAUCCGGGGUUGUGAAUUGUUCUGGAUUUACUUUACCAAUGCAUGCAUUUGAGCAAAAUGUUCUCUAUCACGUGAAUGCAGCAUCUAAAAGGAAAAUCAUGGAGUAUCCGGUCAAAAUAAUGUUUUCUCCCUGUUCUCACAGGGAAACAAAUUCAGCAGAACAUUACCACUUUGUCCAAGUUUAAUAUUAAAGAACAUAAAGCAUCUGAGCUCAAAACCCAGUCCUUCACUGUUCUUACAGAACAAAAGUAAAAUGUCUUUUAAGUGUUUAGAGCCAGACCCCAUUAUAUUUACAGUUCCAAACAUACCCACCAAUUAGGACUUGUUUAGAAUUUGUGUGCAUUUUUACACUAUAGGUAUUUCUCCUUCUAGUCAACAUUAAACCUCAGGACAAUCUCUGAAUAAUAGAAGUCAUUUGAAACUCAGCAAAGAACAGGACAGUUUUGUCACCUACUAUGCAAGAAUAACCCCAGAAGACAUACAUAAUACAACAUUUGGGACAUUUGCAACUAAUUAUCCCAUAUGAAUAAAUGGAAAUUUCCACUUAUUUCACAUUUCACACAUAACGUGAAACCUUAUUAAUGUAUUCUUAUCAAACUAAUUCAAAUUUAUAUUUGAAUUGCUAGAAAAAAAUUGUGUACAGUUUUGGUUGAUAAUGAAAGAAAAAUAUCAAGCAUAUUGAAUUUCUUUCCUUUGUCAAGAUGCAGAAACAUUUCAUGAUGGUUUUGUUGAAAAAUUUUUGUAUUCAGUGUUUUGUAUGUACUUAAAAAAAACUGGAAAGAAAAUUUCACAUUUAGCCUUGCUAGACUGCAGUGUAAGAUGAAGACGAUGUUGUAACGGUUCCACCUGACCAUUUGUGAGCUUCCUACUGAAGCGGUGACCAGCCCAGUGCUUGAAGUGUGAACAGAGAAAAGGCUAAAGUGCCCACCCAGCAGGGCCCCUGCCAGCUACGGACAUCGUAAGUCAGCCAGGUCUCUGGAAAUAACUUAUGGGCGGAGGGGCCUUUGUAUUUAGCUAGAACAGAGUAAGGGGCUUCUUAGCAGGUCACUUUCUUUAAUAGCUUUUUAAAAUACAGCCUUACAGCCAAUCGAGGAGUCUGAUUUCUCUUACUUGCUACAGCUCAGCAGUGACUAAUGAUGUGUGACUGUGCUGACGAGUAUGAUGAAUUUUUAACAACUAAGCGCUUAAAAUGGUUAUAGAAAUGAAGGAAAACAUGGAUAUUUAGAACCCUUUUUAUAUAAGUAUUGCAGUGAGAUGGUUUACAGCAGAUUUCAUUUUAUUUCUGAAAAUGUUGUAAACAUGUAAUUAGUGAAAGAUUUUGUAAAACAUUGUCCUAUAUUUGUGUGUCUGUAAAUAUAAUGCAUAAGUUCUAAGUAUAAAUAUGUCAAUAUCAUGUAUGUUAUUUUAAAUUGCCUGUAUGCCACCUUACACGUUGACAUUAAAAUAAAAGCCAACACUUCAAUAGCGUGAAAUAAAGGCUGAUUUGAAAAUGUUCAUACCUAAAGCACGAUUUCCUUGGCUAAAAUGAAAGGGUAUUUAAUUCCCCGAAGGAACAUCAGUAGAAACUGGGUCCUCAUAACAGGCCCUUGAGAUCAGUUUGUUUGUUUGUUUGUUUGUUUGUUUUACUCUAAGGAAGUACAGAUAUCAGCAUUUCCCUAUAUUUGGAAUCACAUAUAAGGCUUAAUUCAUGAAAUACAUGUGAUAUUUGGACACUUUUCUUUCAUAAAUUACCAACUAUGCUGUAGGGAAAGCUUUAGCACCCCAAGACAUUCUGUUUGGAUUAUCCUUACUGUUUUAGUCUUAAUAUCCUGCAAGGUGAAAAUUGUUGAGGAAGCAAAGCAGGCAUAGACCCUGGUGUCUCAUGAUCGAAAAUCUCUCCAAGCUAGUCUUCCAGCAGGCCUGUGUCCCCCAACUUUACUGUGUGUGGGUUGUACACCCUAACAUCUCGUAUCUGUUUAUUCUAAUUCAUUAUUUAUCUUUUUAAUUUAUAAUUUAUAUCCCUACCUAUUUCCCAGAAAAGGAGCUGAAGCAGCUUAUAGUAAGAUACAUAUUCCAUGCUGCCACCACCCCAACAAAAACACUAAAGUGAUAACAAAUCUAAAAGGCAGAAAGGAACCAACCUGUGGAACUUCACUGUGUCUAUAUUAUGCUAGACACUUUAUAAGCAUCGUCUUGGAAUUCUGACUGAACACUUUUGCUCAUAAAGAGUUUUUUCACUGUAGACAAAUGAUAGAAUCAGGAACAUUACAGAAAUUACUGAAGUUUUAAUGCAUCACAAUAACUAAGCCCUUGACUUUUUUCUAGUAAGAAAGAGCAAGAAGAAUCUUCAUAAGCCUCCUAGAAAUACUUCCCACCAAGUUUCUCAAAAGAAGCCCUAAGUCAACAGUAUAGUCCUAAUUCAGGGUUUGCAAACUAAUACAACAGGCAAAGUGAAAACACCAGGCAGCACCUGGAAAUGUCCAAAUAAGAAACAACCUGUAGAUGAGUUCUCUGCACUGGUAAAAUGUUUUCAAGUCCACCUUCCCAGCUCCAGAAUACCAGAGGAAAAGGCAAGAGAAUGUCACUUUUUCUUGCCUCUCCGCUUGUUCUUGUCUUUGCCUUUACCUUUGGAAUCCUUGAUAUCAUCUUUGUCCUUCUUAGGCAUUUUGAAACCACCAAGUUCCCUCCGUACCAUAGUGCCUCGCCACCAGGCCUGGAGCUAGAAGAGAAAGGGGGAAAAGGAAACAUAUAAGGAAUGAUUUCACCAUGGGACAUAGAAGAGGAAAAGAAGAGCAGGGAAGCUCCGGCAUCUCCACCUCAUUAAAUGUGGGCCAUUGUUGAAUCCAAGUUUAAAGCAACUGUUAAAAGUCACCUCCAGCUUCACAAGCUAUCACACUGAA
Molecule: messenger RNA, 6628 nt
Organism: Acinonyx jubatus (cheetah)
Lineage: Eukaryota; Metazoa; Chordata; Mammalia; Carnivora; Felidae
Gene: LRCH3
Product: leucine rich repeats and calponin homology domain containing 3
Exons: 23
Coding region: 50-2371 (773 amino acids)
Molecular function (GO): protein binding
Source: RefSeq, a predicted model, not a curated record